This is a messenger RNA of Phasianus colchicus (ring-necked pheasant), 7789 nucleotides long. It is a transcript of the gene PHIP, whose product is annotated as PHIP subunit of CUL4-Ring ligase complex. The record is from RefSeq and is a predicted model, not a curated record. Gene Ontology annotation, biological process: regulation of cell shape; regulation of transcription by RNA polymerase II; cytoskeleton organization. Gene Ontology annotation, molecular function: protein binding. Lineage: Eukaryota; Metazoa; Chordata; Aves; Galliformes; Phasianidae. Gene Ontology annotation, cellular component: nucleus.
GCUGCGGGCGGCGGGGCUGAGGCGGGGGGCGCGGAGCGGAGGAGGAAGGGACUCUUUCUCCGGGCGGAGGGAUCGCGCUGGCGGCGGCUGGCGGUGGCGGCGGCGUUGCGGGCGGCCGCGAGUUGUUGUUUCCUCCUCCCGCCGCCGCGCUGCCCGCGGGGCGAAUGCCGGAGCCGAGGCGCUGCCCGCGGAGCCGGCGGUGACAGGCGCGGCCCCCCCGCACCUCCCGCUUUCCCCUCGCCAUGUCCGGGGACGGCGGCGGCAGGCACACGGCGGAGCUGCGAGCGGAGCUCUACUUCCUCAUCGCCCGCUUUCUGGAGGACGGGCCCUGCCAGCAAGCGGCUCAGGUCCUGAUCCGAGAAGUGGCGGAGAAAGAGCUGCUGCCCAAGCGCACGGACUGGACGGGCAAGGAGCACCCGCGCAGCUACCAGAACCUGGUGAAAUACUACCGACACUUGGCACCUGAUCACUUGCUUCAAAUAUGUCAUCGACUAGGACCGCUUCUAGAGCAAGAAAUCCCCCAGAGCGUCCCUGGAGUGCAGACGUUAUUAGGAGCUGGCAGACAGUCUUUGCUUCGUACAAACAAAAGUUGCAAACACGUUGUGUGGAAGGGGUCUGCUCUUGCUGCGUUACAUUGCGGGAGGCCUCCGGAGUCACCUGUAAACUAUGGCAGUCCACCUAGUAUAGUGGAUACCCUAUUCUCAAGAAAACUGAAUGGAAAAUACAGACUUGAACGCCUUGUUCCAACUGCAGUCUAUCAACAUAUGAAGAUGCACAAACGAAUUUUAGGACAUUUAUCUUCUGUAUAUUGUGUAACUUUUGAUCGGACUGGAAGGCGAAUAUUUACUGGAUCAGAUGAUUGCCUUGUAAAAAUCUGGGCGACAGAUGAUGGCAGGUUGUUGGCUACCCUGAGAGGGCAUGCAGCUGAAAUAUCUGAUAUGGCGGUGAACUACGAGAACACCAUGAUAGCUGCUGGAAGCUGUGAUAAAAUGAUCCGAGUUUGGUGCCUUCGAACUUGUGCACCCUUAGCAGUUCUGCAGGGCCACAGUGCAUCUAUAACGUCAUUGCAGUUCUCUCCACUAUGCAGUGGCUCAAAGAGAUACUUAUCUUCAACCGGGGCAGAUGGAACAAUAUGCUUUUGGCUGUGGGAUGCUGGCACCCUUAAAAUAAAUCCGAGGCCAACAAAGUUUACGGAACGCCCUCGGCCCGGAGUCCAAAUGAUCUGCUCUUCUUUUAGCGCUGGUGGAAUGUUUCUGGCUACGGGGAGUACAGAUCACAUCAUUAGGGUUUAUUUCUUUGGAUCAGGUCAGCCAGAGAAGAUAUCAGAGUUGGAGUUUCAUACUGACAAAGUUGACAGCAUUCAGUUUUCUAAUAGUAGUAGCAGAUUUGUGAGUGGAAGCCGUGACGGAACGGCACGAAUCUGGCAAUUUAAGCGAAGAGAAUGGAAAAGCAUUUUGUUAGAUAUGGCUACUCGUCCAUCAGGACAAACUCUACAAGGUGUAGAAGAUAAAAUUACAAAGCUGAAAGUGACCAUGGUGGCGUGGGACCGCCAUGACAAUUCUGUUAUAACUGCUGUCAAUAACAUGACACUGAAAGUUUGGAAUUCUUUCACUGGCCAACUCAUUCAUAUUCUCAUGGGCCAUGAAGAUGAAGUGUUUGUACUUGAACCUCAUCCAUUUGAUCCAAGAGUUCUCUUCUCUGCUGGACAUGACGGGAAUGUCAUAGUUUGGGAUUUGGCAAGAGGGGUCAAAAUCCGGUCUUACUUCAACAUGAUUGAAGGACAAGGACAUGGUGCAGUUUUUGACUGCAAGUGCUCUCCUGAUGGGCAGCAUUUUGCAUGUACUGAUUCUCACGGUCACCUUCUGAUUUUUGGCUUUGGUUCCAGUAGCAAAUAUGACAAGAUAGCAGAUCAGAUGUUCUUUCAUAGUGAUUAUCGGCCCCUUAUCCGUGAUGCCAACAACUUUGUCCUGGAUGAACAAACACAGCAGGCUCCACACCUUAUGCCUCCCCCAUUUUUGGUUGAUGUGGAUGGCAACCCACAUCCUGCAAGGUAUCAAAGGCUGGUUCCUGGUCGAGAAAACUGCAGGGAGGAACAGCUUAUUCCUCAGAUGGGAGUGACAUCUUCAGGACUGAAUCAAGUCCUUAGUCAACAAGCAAACCAAGAAGUUAGCCCACUGGAUAGCAUGAUUCAAAGACUUCAGCAAGAGCAGGAUCAAAGACGUUCUGGGGAGGCAGGAACUAGUAGUACCAGCCGGAUAAGCAGAGCAUCUGUAAGUUCUACCUCUGAAGUUCAUUCACCACCAAAUAUAGGGUUAAGACGUAGUGGGCAAAUAGAAGGUGUGCGUCAGAUGCACAGUAAUGCACCCAGAAGUGAAAUAGCAACUGAGCGGGACCUCGUGGCUUGGAGCCGGAGGGUUGUGGUGCCUGAACUGUCUUCUGGUGUGGCCAGUAGGCAGGAAGAAUGGAGAACAGCGAAGGGAGAGGAAGAAGUAAGGGUGUAUCGAUCAGAAGAGAAAAGAAAACACGUAAUGAGUCACAUUCAGAGAGAGAACAAAAUACCUACUUUCUCUAAGAACCAUUCUCAUGAUCAUUUGCUAGACACUAGUGAUUCAAGAAAACAGCAAGCUAACCAGCACAACUACCGCACAAGAUAUGCAGUAGAAGAACCUGCAAGGCCUGCUGAAGAGUUAGAAAAUGGACACAGUUCCUCAGACGAAGGGGAAGUAGUUGUUGCCAGUGGUGGAACAUCAGAAGAUGAUGAAAGAGCAUGGCACAGUGAUGGCAGUUCUAGUGACUACUCUAGUGAUUAUUCUGACUGGACAGCAGAUGCAGGAAUCAAUCUGCAGCCACCAAAGAAAAUUCCUAAACUUAAAACAAAAAAAGCAGAAAGUAGUUCAGAAGAUGAGGAAGGACCUGAAAAACAAAAGAAGCAAAUUAAAAAGGAAAGAAAGAAAGGGAGCGAAGAGAAAGAUGGACCAUCAACAUCACCAAAGAAGAGAAAACCCAAAGAGAGAAAACAAAAGAGGCUGGCUGUAGGAGUUCUGGCAGAAAAUGGUUUGACACUGGAAGAAUGGCUGCCUUCAGCGUGGAUUACAGACACUGUUCCUCGUCGGUGCCCAUUUGUACCACAGAUGGGGGAUGAGGUCUACUAUUUCCGACAAGGUCAUGAAGCAUAUGUUGUAAUGGCUAAGAAGAACAAAAUAUAUAGUAUUAAUCCCAAAAAACAACCAUGGCAUAAAAUGGAAUUACGGGAGCAAGAAUUGAUGAAAAUAGUUGGGAUUAAGUAUGAAGUGGGAUUGCCUACUCUCUGCUGUCUUAAACUAGCUUUUCUUGACCCUGAUACGGGUAAACUAACUGGAGGAUCAUUCACCAUGAAGUACCAUGACAUGCCAGAUGUCAUAGACUUCCUAGUUUUGAGGCAGCAAUUUGAUGAUGCAAAACACAGACGAUGGAAUAUAGGUGACCGCUUCAGAUCAGUAAUAGAUGAUGCCUGGUGGUUUGGAACAAUUGAAAGCCAGGAACCCCUUCAGCCUGAUUAUCCCGAUAGCUUAUUUCAGUGCUACAAUGUCUGCUGGGAUAAUGGAGAUACUGAGAAGAUGAGUCCUUGGGACAUGGAGCUGAUACCAACUAAUGCUGUAUUUCCAGAAGAACUGGGAACUAGUGUUCCUUUAACAGAUGAAGAGCGCAGAACACUGCUCUAUAAACCUCUGGAUGGAGAGUGGGGCUCCAGGACACGAGACCAGGAGUGUGACAGAAUUAUUGCAGGCAUAAACCAACUCAUGACUCUAGAUAUCGCAUCUGCAUUUGUGGCCCCUGUGGAUCUUCAAGCUUACCCAAUGUAUUGCACUGUUGUGGCAUAUCCCACAGACCUGAGUACCAUUAAACAAAGGCUGGAAAGCAAAUUUUACAGACGACUUUCUUCAUUAAUGUGGGAAGUCCGAUACAUAGAACAUAAUACUCGCACAUUUAAUGAGCCUGGAAGUCCUAUUGUCAAGUCUGCCAAAUUUGUCACAGAUCUUCUGCUACACUUCAUAAAAGACCAGAGUUGCUAUGACAUCAUUCUAUUAUACAAUGCAAUGAAGAAGAAAGUGUUGUCUGACUCUGAUGAGGAAGAAGAGAAAGAUACAAAUGUGCCAGGAACUUCCACUAGAAAAAGAAAGGAUCAUCAGCCAAAGAGGCGGCUACGUAAUAGAGCCCAGUCAUAUGACAUUCAAUCAUGGAAGAAGCAGUGCGAGGAGCUGCUGAAUCUCAUUUUUCAGUGUGAAGACUCUGAACCAUUUCGGCAGCCAGUGGAUCUCCUUGAAUAUCCAGAUUACAGAGAUAUUAUUGACACACCUAUGGAUUUUGCUACUGUUAGAGAAACACUGGAAGCUGGUAACUAUGAGUCACCAAUGGAAUUGUGUAAAGAUGUGAGACUUAUUUUCAGCAAUUCAAAAGCCUACACACCAAGUAAAAGAUCAAGGAUCUACAGCAUGAGUUUACGCCUUUCUGCUUUCUUUGAAGAACAUAUAAGUUCUAUUUUAUCAGAUUAUAAAUCUGCCCUGCGCUUUCAUAAAAGAAAUACAAUAAAGAGACGAAGGAAAAAAAGAAGCAGAAGCAGCUCAGUUUCCAGUAGCGUUGCAUCGAGUCCUGAAAGGAAAAGGAGAUUAAUAAAACCUCAGCUGAAGGGAGAACCUUCUGCCUCCUCUUCAUCUUCUAUACCUGUGCGAUCUACAGCACUGAGGCAUGCCCCACCUCAGAUGAAUGGAAAAGCAGCUGAAACCUCCUCUCUUGUAAGGACUAGAAGCAAUAGGGGGAUAACAGAUGUGGCUUCUACAGAACAACCAUCUACUUCUUCGGGAGGAAAGCCUUUAACAAUAAAGCCUUUAAUUACAAAACCUAAUACUACUGCAGGGUCAGGAAAGUCAGUACUGGAGAAUUCAACCAAACAUUCCAAGAACCAGAAUAUUUUACCAGUCUCUAGCCAAUCUGAUAGCAGUCAUAACACUAGGAAUAACUCCACAAAAGAAAAUCCUGAGAAAGAGAAGCCAAUCAAACGCAAAGUAAAAUCCUCUGCUGUUAACCAACAAGCAGAUUGCAAGAAUAAUGCUUUGGCAUCAGGAAGCGUUCAGGUAAAUGGACACGGAGGGCAGCCUUCAAAACCUCCAGUUAAAAGAGGCCCUGGACGGAAACCGAAGAUUGAGGCUAAUAACAGUACUUGUGAAGUCGUGCACAAGAAAAGAGGCAGAAAACCAAAAAAGCUACAAAUUGUUGAACAGCAAAAGGUUGCAGAGCAAAAUACAGUCCAGACCACAAAGGAUGUACUAGAAGAAGCCUCUGCUUCUACUGCAUGCAAUUCGCUUUCUGAAAAUAAUAUGAAGGAAGACUUGGUACAAAAAAAAGGCCGUGGGGGUAGAAAGCCAAAAAGAAAGAUAAAGACGCAUCCAUCAGGCUCGGACCUUUUAGUUCCUGCAAACGUUAAAAUGCAAACAAGAAGCAGGAGGAAAAAGAUAGAUGAGCCUAUGGAAGAAGGGUCUGAGGAGCUUAAAGAUUCUGAACCUCACAUGAGAACUAGAAACCAGGGUAGGAGGACAGCCUUUUACAAUGAAGAUGACUCUGAGGAAGAGCAAAGGCAGCUAUUGUUUGAAGACACCUCCUUAACUUUUGGAACUUCUAGCAGAGGCAGAGUCCGAAAGUUGACUGAAAAAGCAAAAGCUAAUUUAAUUGGUUGGUAACUUCUACCAGGUGUUUUACUUCAGAAUGCUAUGAAGCAGGUACAGUUAAGGAACAGCAGAACAGACUUCUGCUUCCCUGCUGCUAUUAUGGGCUAGAAGAAUAUGUUCUGAUUUGGGAGAAAGAUCUAGCAAAAAAAAACAAACUGAAAGAACGUUCUUUGAAAGAAAUAUAUAUUUUAAACUUUUGCUAUUUAUUGCCCUUCAAAUAGGUUAUGCAUUUCAACAGUCAUUUUGUUCAUAGUUGAGAAUAAUUAAAACAGUUUCCAACUGACAUACAGAGUUGAGAACUACUCCACUUGAGUAGUGUGUAGUACUCUACACAGUUUAAAAAAAAAAAAAAAAAGGUGAUGGAACUUCUAAUGCCACAAACUGAAAACAGAAAUCUAUUUUUGACCAAGCAAAGUACACUCUGAUUGUAAAGUUAGGUUGCCUAGGAAGGCAGAUCUUCACAAAAAGUGGCAGUAAAUUCACUUACAUUUCUAUUAAAUACGAAUACAAAAAUACCAAACUUUGCUAAUCUGAAAAUGCUUGAUUUCAGUAGUGAUGGAACAUUCAACUGCAAAAGAAGCCUACCACAGGCUGUUGGUUUAUCCAAGUUCUGCCAAACAUAGCAAAAAUGUAAUCACAAAUAUAUAUAUAUAUAUAUAUAUCCACAUUGGAAAAAGUUUGACUAAUGUCUAAUUUUUCAGACCUUGAUUCUUGUAUCAAUCACUAAAUCUCUGUUUAUUGUGCCAAAGACUGAAAAUCAGUGCAGUGGAAAGCCUUUUUUUUUCUUUUUGAGUGUCAGUACAGCAUACAACUUGCAGUGAAAAAGCUGUGUAUUGUUUUAAAUAGUAAGUUGUUAACAUUGUUCUGAACUGUAUCCUUUUUGGUACUUUUGGUAGAAAAUAAUGCACUGGUGGGGUCCUUUGACAGAGAUGUUUUAGACAAAAUGUAUAAUUGGUUAAAGGAUUCAAGGAAAUUACAGGACAGGUAUGGAAUUACGAUGUUUACUUUCUGAUCCAGAUUGAUUGUUGUUUCUACAACUUGAGACAUGCUUAAGAGGCUAAAAUGACCUACAAAGAAGAGUGUAUGUGUAUAUAUUAAUAUAUACAUAAACACAUACGUAUAAAAUAUUUCCCAGGUAUAAAUUUUUUUCAGGAUUUUUUAGAUAGCACUAGAAUUGAAAAUAAAUUUUAAAAUGUCAUACUUUAUAGUUUAAUUUUAAGGGGAAGAUUGGUUAUUUUCAAUUAUUAAGGUUAAAAAGGCCAAAUCACUUUUUAUGCAAUCAUGUUUUAUACAGUGGUCUCAUUGCACAUUGCGUUUUUCUGCACUUUUUAUGGUAUAUCACGCUGACAUACGUCAAUAUUCACCCUAAAGAAAAAUUCCAUUUAAUGAUUGUGCCUUGUAUUCUAUUAUUUCUUGCAUCCUUAGUAAAAUUAAGUUGUCUAUUGUAAAUGAUAACUAUAUGACUUAGGGGAAUGUAUUGUUAUAUGUACUGCUAUGGAAAAGAAGAGCAGUUAUUUAUUUGUUUAUGGUACAUUUAGUUAUUUUAUACCUUUACAAACAAACUUUAAUACCAUUUUCUAUCCCUUCAAAGCAAAUGUUGUCCAGUGUUAAGGAACAAAUACGGAAGUAGUCCUAUUUUCUGAAAUCUGGUAUGGUACAAAAAUGUAACCAAAUUUUUCUGACGAUGCAUUAUUUUGGAACUUUGGGUGGUGUGACAGAUUUCUGUGUGACCCUAACUUAGCUGAAGAAAUAAACCUGACAUGAAACCUCAAUUCCGUACACCCUUACUUCAUAAUGAUUCUUUUUAUUAGUAGUACUUUUCUUUAACAAACAACAUUGACAAUAUCCGGGAGGGCAUACAGAAUUAAAACCUUUAAUUUUGCACAGUUUCUCUAUACGUAUUUGGGGCCUAAUUCCUCACUCUUUAUUUUCUGUUACAAGAAAGCAUCAAUAUUUGAGCAAAGAACACUGAUAUCUGGCACAAAGAGGAAUGGAAAUAUGCUAUUGUGGAUGUCAAACUGGUAUCCAUCGUGCUCAGUUUAAUGUAAUUUCAUUAGUCAUUUUGUUACAAAAAAAAAAAAAAAAAA